Messenger RNA from Blepharisma stoltei, 642 nucleotides. NCBI's taxonomy places the organism in Eukaryota, Ciliophora, Heterotrichea, Heterotrichida, Blepharismidae. The record is from the annotation of a GenBank genome assembly.
AUGGAAUACAGUGCCAAGCGGCGAUGGAAAUCUAUAGGAAAUGCAAUUGAAGCAGUUCAUUUAUUCAAAGAAUCAGGCAUCGCAAACGUGGUUUCUAAUAUUGAUGAAUUAAUCGACGAAAUAGUGCAUUGCCCUGAGAGCAAUGCGUCAUCUACUUUUAUAUCUGGAAAUCCUUCAUAUGAAGCAAUUUUAGAACACAAGCGAAGAGAAAGUUUAUUCGAGCACAUCAGACGCGGCAGUAAAUCUGAUCUUGAUGCUAUUGAAAAACUUGUUUAUAAUGACCCUAAAAAGUUUCUUGUAAACCCGACAAGUGAAUUAUCUUUUUUAAAUAAAAGAAACGUGGUAGGAAGGACGCCGCUUUAUGAAGCGGCUUUGAACGGGUAUCCAAAUGUAAUUAGGUGUUUAAUCGAAUUUGGGGCGAAUCCACUGAUAAAAAGUGAAGUAGGCGAUAAUGAAAUGGAAUCUUGCUUGGAGGUUGCAUGCAGGUGGGGGAAUAUAAAAGCUGUCGAAGUUUUAUUGAAUUUUGGGAAGUGAAAAAAGCAAGAUAUAUCGAAAGCAAGGAAAUUAACAUGCAACCGAGAAAUAAAGCUUAUGCUUGCAGAUUAUAGCCGAAGGAUUUCAAAUUAUUCUAGCUGUUGUUAA